GGCCCUGCUCCUGCAGCAGCCCGGGGGCUGCCCUGCACCGGGGGCGGCCCUGCACCCAUCCCCGAACGGGGUUGCCUUGCACCGAGCCCCGCUGCACCCAUCCCGGGGGGGGCCUGUCCUGGCCCGAGGGUGGCUCAGCACCCAUCCCGGGGAGCUGCGCUGCACAGGGGAGGGGGGUCGCCACCCAUCCCCGAGCGGGGCUGCCUUGCGCCCAGCCCCGCUGCGCUCAUCCCAGGGAGCUGCCCUGCACCGGGUGGGUGGCCAGCACCCAUCCCCGGGGGAGCGGGCUGCCUUGCACCCAUCCCUGGGGGGCUGCACCGCGCCGGGGGCGGCCCAGCACCUACCACUGGGUGUGUGGAGGCUGCACCGCACCCAGCCCCGCUGUCCCCAUCGUGGGGCGGCCCGGGGCUGCCAGCUUUCUCCUAUCGCCGGUGACCGGCUCCUGGCUCCCGCCUCGUUUUAUGGUCGUGGAGAGGGAGGAAGAAUCCCAAACCAGCUGCGUAAAUGAGUAUGGAAGAUUAUGAUUUCCUCUUCAAAAUUGUUUUAAUCGGCAACGCCGGUGUGGGGAAGACCUGCUUAGUCCGUCGCUUCACUCAGGGGCUUUUCCCACCGGGUCAAGGAGCCACGAUUGGGGUUGACUUCAUGAUUAAAACUGUGGAGAUAAACGGUGAAAAAGUAAAGCUGCAGAUCUGGGACACGGCAGGACAAGAGCGAUUCCGAUCCAUCACACAGAGUUACUAUCGCAGUGCUAACGCGUUAAUCUUGACCUAUGACAUCACCUGCGAAGAAUCCUUCCGGUGUCUCCCCGAGUGGCUGCGAGAAAUCGAGCAGUAUGCCAGCAAUAAGGUCAUAACUGUGCUAGUGGGUAAUAAGAUUGAUUUAGCUGAUAAGAGGGAAGUCUCCCGGCAAAGAGCUGCAGAGUUUUCCGAAGCACAGGACAUGUACUAUCUGGAAACCUCGGCAAAAGAAUCGGAUAAUGUGGAAAAACUCUUCCUGGACUUGGCCUGCCGGUUGAUCAGUGAGGCACGACAGAACACCCUUGUGAACAAUGUCUCAUCCCCCUUACCAGGAGAGGGGAAAAGUAUCAGCUACUUGACUUGCUGUAAUUUUAAUUAAAGAGCUGGCAUGUGACUUCCCCUUCUGCCAUGGGCCAAAAGGAUUUCUUUUUUGCUGGGAUUUAUCUACUUGAAGGGAAUUCCUGCCACUUUCACCUAUCUGACUUACCCUCAGUCAGGUUGCAGACCUGGAAGCAUGGCAGGCUGAUGGCUCCAGCUGCAUGGCAACAUAGCAGAACAUAACAUGGUUUAAAUUUCAUUUUUCUUGCAGUCUCUGGAGCAGGUUAGGAAAAGAAGAGUUGCACAAAUGCUUCAUGUAAUGCAGAACGUGAGCUAUUGCAUUUCCUUCUAUGGGAGACUAGAGCAGCCUCUCUUGAAGAUAUUGAAGAGAUCAAAAUCUUUCUUACAGAAAAAUGUGUUUGGUCCUUCUUAAAAUAAAA
This is a messenger RNA of Gymnogyps californianus (California condor), 1495 nucleotides long. RefSeq names its product RAB30, member RAS oncogene family (gene RAB30). The record is from RefSeq and is a predicted model, not a curated record. NCBI's taxonomy places the organism in Eukaryota, Metazoa, Chordata, Aves, Accipitriformes, Cathartidae. Gene Ontology annotation, molecular function: GTP binding; GTPase activity. The coding region runs from base 505 to 1116 and encodes 203 amino acids. The transcript has 5 exons. Gene Ontology annotation, biological process: Rab protein signal transduction. Gene Ontology annotation, cellular component: trans-Golgi network.